AUGGAGUUGUCAUUGUUUCUGUUCAUCGUGUGUUCCGUCCCUGUGAGUCAUCAGUACUUGCUGCCAGACCACGUCGCUCCCUCUCACUACCAACUGAGGCUGAUGUACGACGUGGACCCAAACACUAACUACAGCUUCUACGGCGUCGCUGAUAUACAGAUUUCGACCAAAAAGGCCACUUCAAAAAUAAUUCUCCACGCGCAAAAUUAUAUGAUAUCAGAAGACAAAGUGAGUGUCGUUGGACAAAAAGACGUUCCCAAAGUGACGGGAGUUAAACUGAAUGAUACGUACAACUUCUUGGAAAUAACACUUGACAAGGAUUUAGAGGAAAAUAAAAACUAUACUCUUAUUAUACCAUUCUAUGGUAAUUUAAUGAGAGAGUUGGAUGGAGUGUACAUCAGCGCGUAUAAAGAUAAGAAGAAUGGAAAAACAGAAUAUCUUAUUGCGACACAGUUCCAACCGAUAUCAGCUCGUAAAGGUUUCCCGUGUUUCGACGAGCCCAUGUUCAAGUCCACCUUCUCCCUCGUCCUCGGCCACAGCAAGGAGUACACGGCCGUCUCCAACAUGCCUCUGGCGACCUCCUCCUUAGACAACGCCCUCGAAGAUUACUGGCCGUGGGACGUAGUCGGGAAGAAGUUUAGGAAGGAACUUUCUUCUUUUGUUUGGGAUGAAUUCGACAAAUCAGUUCCGAUGUCAUCUUAUCUUGUCGCCUUCGUGGUAUCUAAAUACUCUUAUAAAUCUGCCCCAAAUACAUCAAACACUAAGUUUAGGAUUUGGGCCAGAAGUGACGCUAUAGAACAGACUUCCUAUGCAUCUGAAGUAGGGCCAGCAGUGCUAUCUCAUUUUGAGAGAUGGUUUAACGUAUCGUUCCCGCUUCCCAAACAAGAUAUGGUGGCGAUACCAGACUUCGUCGCCGAGGGCAUGGAAAACUGGGGCCUCGUCACUUAUGAGGAUGCUGCUCUUUUAUACCAUGACAGAGAAUCUUCUCUCUCAGAUAAAGAAAGAAUUGCUUCGCUAAUAGCCCAUGAGUUAGCUCAUCAAUGGUUCGGCAACCUAGUGACCAUGAAGAGCUGGUCAGACUUGUGGCUGAACGAAGGCUUCGCGACCUUCGUAGCUUCAUUAGGUGUGAAUGCCAUUGAACCAUCCUGGCACGCGGACAUAAACAACGCCGUAGAGAACACACUGACUGUAUUCAACUUGGACGUUUUGGAGUCUUCUCAUCCGGUGUCAGUUCCUUUAGAAGAUCCGACAGCCAUAACAGAGAUCUUCGAUGAUAUUUCUUACAGUAAGGGAGCUACUUUAAUACGAAUGAUGGAGAUGUUUUUGGGAGAAGAGGCAUUUAGAGAAGCACUUCACAAUUAUCUUAUAAAAUAUUCAUACUCUAACGCGGAACAAGAUGAUCUCUGGUCGGAACUAAACGCAGUGGUCAUGAACAAAGGCGCGUUGAAUAAUAACAUGACUGUAAAACAAGUCAUGGAUACCUGGACCAAACAAACUGGAUUUCCUUUGGUGACUGUUAACAGAAAUUACUCCGACAAAUCUGUUAAUAUUUCACAGAAACGUUAUGUAUGGCGUCAAGAAAUUCUUUCAUCCCAAAGUUGGUGGAUUCCUCUUAGUAUUAAAUGUGAAAGUGGAACAGAAGACCCAAAAUUAGUUUGGUUAAGUAAUGAGGAAGGAGUUCUGGAUGAUAAACAUCUCGAACAUGGAUGUGACCAAAAUGAAUGGAUGUUGUUUAAUUAUAAUAUGAUGGCACCCUUUAGAGUUAACUACGAUGAAAACAAUUGGAAGCUCCUCAUAAACACUCUGACGAGUGACAAGUACAGCGUCAUACCUGUUGAAGGACGAGUACAGAUGUUGUCUGACGCGUUUGAACUGGCCUGGAACAAUCAACUGGACUACGGAAUGACUUUACAGUUAGCAAGCUACCUCCAAAGAGAACAAGAAUAUUUACCUCUAUAUACAGGUCUAUCAGGUUUGUCGAAGAUAUCCAAUGUACUAAAACGAAGCGCAGAAUAUGGCUUGUUCCAAGAAUAUGUGAGGAUGUUAAUCACCAGAAUAUAUCAGAGUGGGGGACUUGCUGUUAAAAAUAUAGUAAAUGGUGAUGACUUAAACAGUGUCAAAAUACAGGUGCUUUCCAGCUCAUGGGCUUGCAGUAUGAAUGUUCCUGGUUGUGAAGAUAAUGCUUUAGAAAUGUUCCAGCAGUGGAUGAAAACUCAGAAUCCAGAUGAAAAUAAUCCCAUCCCGGUAGACCUUCGCUCGAUAGUAACGUGUGUCGGUAUACAUCGUGGUAGUGAGUUUCAUUGGAGCUGGUCUUUGGAGAGGAGGAAUCGUUCAGACGUGGCAGCGACUCGGGAACACCUCCUCGACUCACUGGCCUGCAGCAGGGAUGUAUGGAUACUGGCCAAGUUCUUAGAAUGGACACUAACAGAGAAUGACGAGCUUCACCGCCAGGAGUCGAGUCGAGUGAUCAGCGAGGUGAUCAGUUCUGAGGUGGGCUACUACGUGGCUAGAGACUUCAUAUAUAACAGGAUCAAGGAUAUACAUACUGCUUUUUAUGAUCAAAGUGAAGGCAUCACUGACAUUAUGAAGACUCUUCUGGGGCAGUUUACUACUCAGAAGGAACUCGAUGAGUUCUUAUCUUGGCAGAAGAGGAAUGAUGAGUUACUAUCUGAAUCAAAGAUGGCAGUGGCACAAGGAAUAGAAACAGCUCGCACCAAUAUUCAAUGGGUGGAGACUAUGAAACCUAUUUUUAUGGACAGACUCAAAGAAUUCAUCCGAACCAGUUCCUCUACAUCUUUCUAG
This is a messenger RNA of Danaus chrysippus (African queen), 2802 nucleotides long. The record is from the annotation of a GenBank genome assembly. Lineage: Eukaryota; Metazoa; Arthropoda; Insecta; Lepidoptera; Nymphalidae.